Molecule: messenger RNA, 3861 nt
Organism: Lagopus muta (rock ptarmigan)
Lineage: Eukaryota; Metazoa; Chordata; Aves; Galliformes; Phasianidae
Gene: EIF5A2
Product: eukaryotic translation initiation factor 5A2
Exons: 5
Coding region: 94-555 (153 amino acids)
Biological process (GO): positive regulation of translational elongation; positive regulation of translational termination
Molecular function (GO): translation elongation factor activity; RNA binding; ribosome binding
Source: RefSeq, a predicted model, not a curated record
CCGCCGCAGUGGUCGGGCGCGUGUGCGCGGCGCCGUGCCCCCGCCCGCCCUCCCGGCCGCCCCGCCGCGCUCCGCAGCCCAGCAGCCGCCGCCAUGGCCGACGAGUUGGACUUCACGACGGGCGACGCCGGCGCCUCGUCCACCUAUCCCAUGCAGUGCUCGGCGCUGCGUAAGAACGGCUUUGUGGUGCUGAAGGGGCGUCCGUGUAAGAUCGUGGAGAUGUCCACCUCCAAGACGGGAAAGCACGGCCACGCCAAGGUCCACCUGGUUGGUAUUGAUAUCUUCAAUGGGAAAAAAUACGAAGAUAUUUGCCCAUCAACUCAUAACAUGGAUGUCCCAAAUAUAAAGAGGAAUGAUUAUCAGCUGAUAGGGAUUCAGGAUGGGUAUCUCUCCCUGCUGACAGAAAGUGGCGAAGUUCGUGAGGACCUAAAGCUGCCAGAAGGUGAUCUGGGAAAAGAAAUCGAAGGAAAAUUCAAUGCCAAUGAAGAUGUGCAGAUAUCCGUCAUAAGUGCAAUGAAUGAAGAAUGUGCUGUAGCCAUAAAGCCUUGCAAAUAAAGAGGAUCGCCAGGCACGGGCAACUGCUCAGGUCUGGAUAAACCACAGAUCUUUAAAUUUGGUUCUGAUUGUCACCAAAGCUCUGGCCUUCACAAGCAACCUCAUUUCUUUUUUGAAUUGUUACAAAGCAGUGCUGGAUUCUGGAUUAGUGUUGCAGGCUAACUGGCAGUUUUCAAAAUCACUGAGAUUUUAAUUCCUUAAUUGUAACUAUUUUAACAUUCCUGUGGGUUUCAGCUAUGGAUCUAAGAAACCGUUCAGGUGUUACUAGUGGAUAUAUUUUUUUAUUUGCUUGAGCAAAACAGUGUUUGUCUGUAUGAACAGACAAAAUACAGUAUUCAGGGGCUUUUAGAUAAGCUAGUAGGUAUCUAGGAUUAUAAAGUGACCUAGAGCACAAAUAGUAUUUUUCUUGACAUGUUUAGAUAGAACUGACAAUAAAAGUAGCUUUUUUUUUUUUUUUUUUUUUUUUUUUAAUCUUAAAUAUUUUGUGGAUUGGGACUCUUGCAGAACUGUAGGUACCAAUCACAAAUUUUAGACCAAGAAACUCAAGUGAUCAAAAAUGCCAGCUGGCUUGACCAAGCCCCAGUGGCCAUGUGCAACUUAACUGUAUUACCUCUGUAUUCUUUUUUGCCAACUUGUUGGCUUAUUGUAACGUUAAAAUGGUGUCAAAGCCUACCUGUGGUUUAGGCAGGCAGUUGAGUUUUGAGUAGAUGAGACAUAGAUAGGUCAAGGUGAGAAUGGAUGCUAAAGCUAUAGACUUUCACUCGAGGCCUUUGUCAGACUUAAAGGAAAAAAAAAAAAAGAAAAAAAAAACCCCACAGUUCAGUUGCUCUCCUUUGUUGUAUUUAUCUGAAACUAUAAAAGGGUGACAAACUCCGCGGGAAUCUGUUGCAGUGCUUCCAGCUUUAGGUUUCAAUCUUCAGGUUCAGACCGUAUUUUUGUAGCGCAAGGACCACGUGUUUUUUCCAAAAGUGGGACGAAUUGUAGCAUUGAGCCUAACCUAAAUGCAUGUGUGGUGUUGGUUUUUUUUUAAUUGAACUAUUGUAUUUUCAAAAUACGGACUUGACAAACAAUACAGAACAACCAUGGCUUAACUAUAAAAAGUAAUUAGCUGAAAAAGUCAGCUCCUAUCCACAGGAGUUGGGAGUCGUUGGAACACACGUGCAUGCCUCUAACUAUUCAGUAGCUUAAUAGGCAAACACAAAGCUUUACAGAACUAGUCAUGAGAGGAUAACUAACUAGCUUACUCUUGAUUAUAGCACUCAACUUGAAGUCAGACACUUAAAGACUCUUCAUAGGUGGGAAACUUCAUAGCCCAUGGCUCAAUCUCUCCUCACAGUGGGUGAAACAUUUCAUGGACUUGCCUUAAGUUUCAGCAGCUAUCGGCUGAUGUAGGACAACUUGUGAACACCCAAUGUGCUGCGUUAGGCAACCUGCACAAUUCAAGCUGUUGGCAAUGAGAGUCAGACUUAAUGCUGCUACUUACUGCUUAAAGUGUUUCCAGCUUGUACUCUCUAAUCCCAAAAGGGCUCACAGCAACUAUCCUGAACUGCCCUUGUACAUACUGUGGUGGGGCUUAGCAAAUUCUGGAAGUCUAAUGUAGUGGGCAAAAGCAUGUUCUUUAUAGACUUCUCAUGAUGGAGAGCAGUACAGUGAAGGUAAAGACAGCAAUAAAUAUACUCUGGUAAUAAAGCACAGUUACCUGGGACACCUGGCAGAAGUGGGAUACUGCUGCAUGCUCUUACCUAGUACAGUGCACAUUGCAGGUGAGCUCUGAACAGCUUGACUGAAAUGACAGCUUUUCUAAAAGCUGUAGAUCCAAGCUACUGAAAUGCUUCAGAAAGGUUUUUAAGGGCAUGCUAACAGCAGAAGCAGCUCUGCACUGUGUCCCUUCCUGCCUCCCCAUACCAGUACCUAAGGGACAGGCUUUGUCGGGGUUGAAGGUGACUGAAACCACUGAUCAUAGUCUUAACAGCAAGCUGAUCUGUGUGAUCAGCAGCCCAAUGGGGAGUCAUCACUAUGAAAGCUUUCUAAAAUGCUUGAAAUCUACAAGACUUGGAUUUGUUGUUCUGGUAGGGUUUCAGUCUGCUUUCUGGUGCCUGUCAGUCCCCCCAAACCCUUGUUGUAAGACAGGUGUUCGAUGCCACUGGCCCACAGUCCAAGUAUUUACUAAGACUGUAAGUUCUCGAGGACAGGGGAUGUUUCCAUCCUGUUUUUACAAGUGGGACCCUGGCCUGACUGAAGUUUUCAGGUACUAAGGCAAUCUAAAGAUCAAGAUUUUAUGACCUCCAGCUUGCUGGAAGAACCCUCCUUGGGGCUUAAGGAUGUCCUAUUGCAACCUUCAGUUCUGCAAGACCUAAAUGAUUCAGUACUUCAGUAUAGGUUUGUUCUUAUAUACAUAGUUGUCUUUUGUGAAGCACUUCGAACACAGUGGAAGUGCAUAGCAUUGCCUCGUCGUGCAUGAAGUUUCCCAUAGGUAAUAAUACAUAAGCAUGAGUCUUAAGCAUAAUCUCCAAGUUUUAGUAAAGGUGAAAGUUGCUUCUAAAUUAGAACAAGUCUUUGAGACACUUUUUCCAAGGUAAGAUGUUUCAGUCUACUGUCAGAAUAAUUUGCAACAACUUUGUUAUCAGUAGUCUAUAUAGAUUCAUAUUUUUAAGAUCUCUAAGCAAAUGCUUAGGAAAAUUCCUAUUUUGUAGCUUUAGUUUAAAACAAACAUCACCCGACUACUUGUUUUGUAGUAUUGUCUUUAACACUCAAAGAAAUUGUAUCAAAAUAGAAAGCUAAGCUUCUGGAUAGCUCAUGCAAUUGCUUAAAAUAAAGGCUGUGAUGACUAGGAGGUAAAGACAAGUAUUUCCACUCCAAACAAUGCAUUUUUUUAUGGCUCCAAUUCAUUGAGUUUCUCAUACUACUUUACAGAAUUGGAAAGACUGCAGUAUUUCCUGCCUCCAAUGUUGGCACGUAAUACUUCAAGAUUUCAACAGAUCCUUCAACUUGUUGCUUCUAAUGGUGGUUUUUCAACUAGGCUCCUGCUAGUUGAGCCAUGUUCUCAGGGCUGUUUUGUUUUGGUUUUUUUUAAGAAGUUAGCUGAAUUUCACUGUUCUAAUGUAACUGCUUUCAAGCCUCUCGCAGGUUUUUCUAACCCAUGGUGUACCCACAAACCGGGCACAGUCUGUAGCUUCACAAUACAGGUAAUUUUACCAGAUCUGUAAAGAAGUCAAACUUGUUGACAGUUGAAACUCUUAUGGUUACUGCAGGUCAGUCUUACAGAAUUCAGAAUUAAAUAAAUCCCACUUUUUUUUUUUUUUUUUU